GAGUGCCGCUGUGGCCGCAGUUUCAUUUUGAACUUGCGGCGAGGCGGUCGUUUCCAAGAUCCCAAAAGGAAAGGACCCUUUUCAAAAUACGAAAAGGACGACAUCACCGACAAGAGACAGCCAAAUGCUCAUUGAAAUUUACGAUUAUGCUGCAAAAUUAUUAAACAAUAUGACCGCAACAGGAACCGGAACACAAACCGAAGCUGAAACCGAAACUGAAACCGAAACUGAAACUGAAACUGAAUCUGAAACGGAGGAAAUUAAUAAUCAAUCCGUUGGGACAACAUCAGAGCAGGAAGUGGCAGCCAGUGGCGGUAAUCUAACGGUUAAACUACUCCAGGCCACCACCGGCAACGUGCGACACCUCCUCAAUCGCACCCUGGCGACCGUGACAGCCGUAGCCCGCUCGAAUCCCGCCCAGCACGUGCCCUUCCGCCUGCCCCUGCCACUGGCCCUGCCCCUGCCCGCUUUACUGCUCCAGGCCCUCGACGCUGCGGACGUGACCCGGGGCCAGCACAUCGAUCAGACUACACCGCAUCCAGUGGUGAGUGGAGCCGGAGAGGACCUCCUGCCGCAUGUCCUGGAGGCGCCACCACCACUAAUGGCAUUUAAUGCCACAGUUGGCCCCGCCACCAUCACAAAUCCUUUGUCCACGGACCGGGUUGCUGAUCGGGUGGAGGAUGUCUACAGUGCUUUGAGCGGAGCCAUGCCCACCGCCGGCAAUCUCAGUGGUUUCAUCGAAUCCUCGACAACGGCGGCCAGAUCGGUGCUGAGCAGCGCCCUGCCCACGCUGCCCACCCUGCCGGCCACCACGUUCCAGGCCCAGACAGUGGCCACCUUCAUCUCGGCCACCGGAGGCAAGAAUCGCCCCACCACCAUAGUCCUUUAUCCAACGGUUUCUCCCGAAUCGAUCGUUAUACCGAUCGUCUCCUGCAUUUUUGGCUUCCCCAUCCUGGCCCUGAUCGUGAUCUGCUGCCUCCGGCGGAGGGCCAAGCUGGCCCGGGAACGGGAUAGACGAAGGAACUACGAUAUGCAGGACCAUGCCGUCAGCCUGGUCAGAUUUAGUCCAAUACAUAGGCUUAAUUACCGAUCGUCGCGAGCUAUCAGUCUACGUCCUGAACGAAGCCUAAGCCAGGGAUUCACGUCCUUGGAACUGGACACCGUGCUGGAGGAGCGCUGCAGCGACGUGGAGCAGACCCAGACGGAGAUCCUUAACUCCGAAUCGCCCAUGGACACCACCUCCUACAAGAUGUCCUUCUCGUCGAGCUAACAGUUAGCCAAGCCCGUGCCGGUACAGGACCAGGCACCCGAUCCCUUUCCCACUGACAUGGGCCACCAGGUGGUGGCCACCACCAGACCUCAUCCCAAUCUCCAUCCUCCUCCUCCCGCGUCCAGAUCCCCGCAAUUGCUGCAACCGCCGCAGCUGAGGAAGGCGGCAAGUGUGAGGGAGGCAGCUGCUCCCCAUGAUCCGGCCGCUCUGGCCAAGCGUCGGAGUCGCCUCCACGAGCUGAGGGCGGCCAGCAGUAGUGGCGCCGGCAGCAGUGCCAGUGCCAGUGGCAGUGAGGCAGCUGCCGCCUUUGGGAAACGGGAAUCGAAGCGGGACAAGUCCCGCAAGGGUGGAGGAGCUGGUGGAGGAGCUAGUGACUCCCCGGCGAUGCGGAAAUCUCACUCCCUGGACGCCGCCGAAAGCUAUUCGCUGGCCAGCAUCCAGGCACCACUUUGGGUGACCCUCACCAAUGCCAGGACCAUCGAGGAGCUGGCCCAGCAGAAGCUCUAAAGGAGUCUAGUCUCCCCCCUUGACUGACCCGUCCCCCACCAAAAAAAAUUAUUAAAAAUGAAAUCACCUCCAGAAUCCUCAACCCCGCCUCUGUAAAUUUUAAAUGUUUAGAUGGAAAUUGUAAUUACAAUUUAGUGGCAUUACUAAAAAAAAAUCAAACAAAAUCAAAAUCAAAAAACACAAAAAUCUCAAAAAGAAAAUCAUAAAUAUUAUAUUUUAUUCAUUGAAUAAAGCUAAAAAAAUUAAAUUAAAUGUAAAAUUAAAUGGAAUUAAAGACCAAACGAAAUAGUCCAAUAAAUAAAAUUGAAUGUGAAAAGAUAAUAUAAGUUUUUUUUUUAUUAUGAAUAAAUUUAAAAAAAUGUUAAUGGCAAAUUAUUUAUUUUUUAAGGUUUAUUUAUAAUAUCAUACCAUACUUACUUUAAACUGUUUUUUUAGUAUGUAUUAUUUUUGAAAGUAAAAAUUUCAUUAAUAUAUUUAUAAGAGAAUAACACAAUUUUAUUAAAUUUCUUUUAAUUUUUUAUUUAAAUUAUCAUGUAUACAUUAGAAGAGCUUAAAAUACAAAUUUAAUUUCUUUAUCAAAAUACAUUGUUAUACAAUUUCCUUAGUUGUUGUCGCUUGCAUGCUUCUUGUUGUUGGGUUUUUAAUUCUGUUUUUAAUCUGAUUUUUUAAUUAUUUUUCAUUACUUUUUUUUUUUUUGUAAUUUUAAUUUUUAUUUUAUUGAGAUAUAUAGUACAAUCUAAUAAUUAUAUUCUCUCCCGGACUCACUUAGUUAAUUAUGGGUUUUAGUUUAGCUUUGCACACACCGCAUUCUAGUUAUAGUUUUGUUCCAUUUUUCCAUUUUUAUAUAAUCAUUACAUACAUUCAAUAUAUAUAUAUAUAUAUAUAUAUAUAAUUCUUGUUGUCUUUGUUUUUCAUUUGUAAUAUUAAUUAAUAGAAAAAAAUACUAACAAAAAGAAGAGGUUGUCUUGGAUAUAUAUCUUCACAUACAUGCGCAGAUCUAUCAUAUAUAUAUAUAUAUUUUUUUUUUUUAUAAGGGCUACACAUAAAUCUUGCAUAUAAUACAGUAA
Drosophila ananassae is the source of this 2844-nucleotide messenger RNA. RefSeq lists its product as uncharacterized. The transcript is spliced from 4 exons. The record is from RefSeq and is a predicted model, not a curated record. NCBI's taxonomy places the organism in Eukaryota, Metazoa, Arthropoda, Insecta, Diptera, Drosophilidae.